Pseudozyma flocculosa PF-1 is the source of this 513-nucleotide messenger RNA. RefSeq lists its product as uncharacterized. The coding region runs from base 1 to 513 and encodes 170 amino acids. The record is from RefSeq and is a predicted model, not a curated record. Lineage: Eukaryota; Fungi; Basidiomycota; Ustilaginomycetes; Ustilaginales; Ustilaginaceae. The transcript has a single exon.
AUGUUCACUCCCUGCGAGACCGGCAGGGCAUCGGCCGUGUGCAGCAGCAGCAGCAGCAGCAGCAGCAGCCGACGCCGCCGUCGUUGCUUCGGCCGUACCCGUCCGUUGCGCUUUCCAACUGACCUGAAAGAGCCCUCGGCCGGAGCAAACCGUCCGUGCAAACUGCUUGAGAGACAUGACGCACGGGACCGAAGGACCGACGGCCGGCUAUGUACCGUGUACCCCUCCGUCCGUGCACCGGGGCGGUACGGGCGGAUGGAAGGCGCCGUUGAUGGGCCACGCCUGUCGGAAGCCGCGCUGAAAGGUCAGUCGCCCCCGACCGAUCCAUCCACUCUGCGCCCCGAUCAUUCCAUCCGCAGUCGCUUGCACUUUCCGCCUGGCUUCGGUGCAGUGGACAGGACGUCGUCUGGCCAUGACGCCGUGAUCCUGCCGCUUGUCGAUGGUGCAGAGGGCGCUCUGAGCGUCGUAGGUCGAGGAUCCCAUCCUCACCCGAGGCCGAGGGCGUGGAACUAG